AUGUUUGCGCAAUGCGAAGGCCCGGCAUGGCGAAUCGACGACAUAUCGAAUUGCGUGCAGAGAGACUAUCUUAAGGUGUUAUUCCCACUGUUGGCUGUCGCUAUAUCAUCUUUAGUGCUCAUUCUACAAGCCUUCCGCCGAAAUGCACAAUCAAGAAGCAGUAGCAAGUACAAGACACUCGUGAAUGGCGAACAUGCGGAAGCUCAACACAACGGACAUAGCAAUGGCCUUGACCACAGCGACGGCGACGGCACAUUCUCGCAAGAGGGGACCCAGGAUGACGAUGAGGUUUUAACCAUGGGUGGGGGUCGAUUGCAGCUGGCGAAAGCAACAACUCAAGUCUCGGUGGCCGAGCUCGAUAGUCCUAGAGGUCAAUAUGUGGUGCUCGUCUUCGAGCUUUUAGCGGUCCUUGCCGUCCUCUCCAUUAAUAUCACUGCCUUGGUUUUGCGUGCAUACGGCUCGAAGGGACUAGUGGCUACGGUUGCGGGAGUCAUUACCUGGUCGUAUAUACUGGUAUUGGCUAGCUUCAGGCUCCUACUAUCGAAUACAAAAUGGAGAAUCCCAAGAAUCUGGAAUCAUACCGCGGCUUUGUACACGGCCUUAUGGCUCUUUUCUAUUAUCAUAUUCCGCUCGGCCCUGAUUCACCCUCGGUCUGGCAUUGCACAGGCAUUGGUCAUUUCAGAAUUUUCUCUGGUAUCUCUACUUUUUGCCAUUGCGAUCACUACCAGGAAAGGGAACAAAGCUGUAGUGCUCGAGUGGGAGGAGCACAUCGAGCCUUCGAAGGAACCUUUAGCAAGCUUGUUUUCGAUUGCCACGUUCUCAUGGGUGGAUCCUAUCGUGUGGAAGGGUUACCAAAAGACUUUGGAGUUAACCGACGUGUGGAACCUACUGCCCAAGGACAAAGCUGCGGUAAUACUAGCUGAUUACCGUCAACUGAAGAAGAGCAGUGCUUUGACCUGGCAUCUUGCACGUUAUUUCAAGACAGACCUCAUCAUACAGUGCAGUUAUGCCGUAUUCUCCGGCCUUUUCACAUUUGCACCUACUUUGCUGUUGAAGGCUAUCCUGGAAUACAUUGAGGAUCCGGAAAGCACCCCUAGAAAUGUCAUCUGGCUCUACGUAAUUUUGCUAUCAUUCACUGAUAUCCUCCGUUCGCUAGCAGACCAACAAGCACUAUGGAUAGGUCGAAAAAUCAACAUUCGCCUACGUGCGAUCAUGGUUGGCGAAAUUUACGCCAAGUCGCUACGGCGAAAGGCUGCGUCUGGUAGUGACACAGUACUUGGUGACAAGAAAGACAAGGAAAACAACGCGCAGCCUGGAAUCUUGAAAAGAAUGUUAGGCAUUGGGGGCAAGAAGAAGGAUGAUGCUAAACAUCCCGACGCCGGCUCGGAUGUUGUGGAGGCCCCCCUCAAGGGAUCUGAUGAGCAAGUUAAUACCGGAACCAUCAUAAACCUUAUGUCUGUGGAUUCCUUUAAGGUUAGUGAGAUUACAGCAUAUCUUCACUUCCUGCUAGCAGCUGCACCAACGCAAUUGGCUGUCGCAAUUUACCUCCUCUAUCGUAUCUUGGGUUUAAGCAGUAUCCCCGGGUUGGUCGUGAUGAUGAUUCUUCUUCCCGUCAAUAUAGCUUUCGCUAGAGGGUUUGGGGCCUUUCAGAAAAAUAUCAUGGCUGCAACAGACAAGCGCAUCCAUAUUACUAACGAAGUCCUGCAAAAUAUUCGCAUCAUCAAGUUUUUUGCCUGGGAGCACCGCUUUAGCAACACCGUUAACGAGAAGCGAGCCGUUGAGCUGAAGGCAUUACGUUCCAAGUACAUUUUGUGGGCUUUCGCUGUAGCCGUUUGGAAUACGGUCCCUGUAGUAAUCACCUUCUUCUCUUUUCUCACAUAUACGAUAGUGGAGAAGAAGCCACUGUACCCUUCCAUUGCAUUUACUGCUAUUUCGUUAUUCAGCAUCCUUAGAGUUCCUCUUGAUCAGCUAGGAGAUAUGAUUGCUCAUGUGCUGGAAUCCAAGGUUUCGGUAGAUCGCGUGGAGGAAUUCUUGAACGAAGAGGAAACACAGAAAUACGAACAGCUCGAUCACGCCUCCUUAGACGAGGAUGGACAAUCUAUGAUCGGUUUCUCUGACGCAACCUUCUCAUGGGGAGGCAAAGAAUCGCCCAACGAAGAAAUUUCGGAUGCUUUCCGUCUUAUAAAGUUAAACAUCAAAUUCGAGGUGGGCCACUUGAAUAUUAUUGCUGGACCGACAGGCUCUGGUAAGACAAGUUUGCUGAUGGCGCUCAUGGGCGAAAUGACAUGCAUCGAGGGCAAAAUAUCCCUUCCUGGCGGUGGAAGAAGCCGCGAAGAUAUUUCCGCGGACCCUGAGACUGGGUUGACCGAGAGUGUCGCAUAUUGCGCCCAACAGGCUUGGCUAGUUAACGCGGAUAUCAAAGAGAACAUCCUCUUCGCUCAACCGAUGGACGAGAAAAGGUAUAGAGAAGUAGUUGUUGCAUGCGCCUUGGAACGCGAUUUGGAGAUUCUAGACGCUGGCGACAAGACGCUCGUCGGCGAAAAGGGUGUCACACUCUCUGGUGGCCAAAAACAACGCAUAUCUCUUGCACGAGCUUUGUAUUCUAACUCAAGACACCUUCUUCUCGAUGAUUGUUUAAGUGCGGUUGAUUCUCACACUGCUAAAUGGAUUUUCGACAACUGCAUUCGUGGACCACUUAUGCUUGGCCGCACUUGCAUAUUGGUCACGCACAACCUGGCUCUUUGCGUCCCACAAUCUCGAUAUGUUGUCUACCUUGACAACGGUAAGAUUGAGAUUCAAGGCCCUGCAGAGGAGGUUAUGGCUUCGGGAAAACUGGGUGAGGAUCUCAACAGAUCGCGUCCUACCUCGGCAGCUGCCUCGAGAAUUCCGUCGAGGGUCCCAUCUAGCGUUGGAGACGAAAGCGGCGAUACUCUUCUUGAGCCUGGAGAGGCAUCGAACAAGCUGAAGAAAUCAAAGAGUGCGCAGACCGAGGGUGGCAAAGACGCCAUGGAGGAGACAAAAGCUGAGGGUGGUGUAAAAUGGGAGGUUCUCGCCCUGUAUUUGAAGUCCAUGGGUCCCUGGUGGUUCUGGGUUCUUGCUGUCCUCGUCUUUGGCGUGCAGCAAAUUGGAAGUUUGGCGGCCAAUAUAUGGAUUAGACAAUGGGCUAACCAGUACAAUGUGGAAUCAGUCGUGUCGUAUCACAGUCUGUCUCCGAGCGGUUAUAUUGGAAACACGAUUGCAACUGUCAAGGCUACUUCGUCGAAGCUGUUGUUUCACGACUUAAAGUCCUAUUACGCGGCGUCAUCUUCGGUCAAUAAGCCUGAUGUUGACGUUGGAUACUAUCUCGCAAUAUACGCCAUGAUAGGGAUUGCAUGUAUGCUAGUGGCUCUGUUCAGGGACUUCUGGUUCUUCUUCGGCUCCCUCACGGCUAGUUGGCGGAUACACAAACGAUUGAUGCAAUCGGUUACGAGAGCAAAGUUCAAAUUCUUCGAUGCGACUCCCUUAGGUCAGCUCAUGAACCGUUUUAGUAAAGACAUCGAAGCUGUUGACCAAGAAGUCGCCCCGAUUGCUGUCGGGGUCAUGUCCUGUGCACUGGCCAUAAUCGUCACUGUUGCUCUGAUAACUGUCAUAACACCAGGCUUCCUCGUUGCUGCCGUCUUCAUUAGCUUCUUGUAUUUUGCGGUGGGCAAGUUCUACCUCCGUUCUUCAAGGGACCUCAAGAGACUUGAGUCAGUCCAGCGAAGCCCCCUAUUUCAGCAAUUUGGAGAAACACUUAAUGGAAUUACGACCAUCCGUGCUUAUGGUGAUGAGAGGCGCUUCAUACGCGACAACAUGGCAAGAAUAAACAACCACAGCCGCCCAUUCAUAUAUUUAUGGGCUGCAAAUAGGUGGCUUGCAUUUCGGAUUGAUGUCGUAGGAGAUCUAGUUGCGUUUUUUGCGGGUGCGUUCGUUGUAUUCAGCAUCGGGAAAAUUGAUGCUGGCUCCGCAGGCCUGUCCUUGAGUUACGCUAUCAGCUUCACCGAGAAUGUUUUGUGGCUGGUCCGUCUGUACUCCGUCAACGAGCAGAACAUGAACUCGGUGGAACGAAUCAAAGAAUAUCUGGAUGUGGAGCAGGAAGCAGAAUCGGUCAUCGAGAAAACGAGACCUGCAGCGAAUUGGCCCAGUCAAGGGUCAGUUGAAUUCAUCAAUUAUACCACCAGGUAUCGAGUCGAUCUAGAACCUGUUUUGCAAAACGUGACGUUCAAAAUCCAACCGCUUGAAAAGGUCGGUAUUGUGGGGAGAACUGGCGCUGGCAAGAGCUCUUUAGCUCUGGCUCUAUUCCGUGGUCUGGAGGCCGAAGAAGGCAAAAUUCUAAUUGACGACGUGGAUAUCGGCCUCAUAGGCCUCCAGGAUUUGAGAGAGUCUAUUACCAUUGUUCCGCAAGAUCCGACCCUCUUCACGGGUACGAUCAGGACGAAUCUAGACCCUUUCAAUUUGUUCACCGACGAGGAUAUUUUCACGGCUCUACGAAGAGUACAGCUUAUAGGUGCACCAACUUCUACAACCACACCAUCGACUCCGGUUACGACAACAUCUUCUGGCCUCACUCUUGGCCAAGCCCUGGACAUUCCGGCACCCAAAGAUUCAACAGGAGCAUCCACACCUAUAGCUAAUAAGAACAUUUUCCUCAACCUCUCAUCCACCGUCACCGAGUCAGGCAAUAACCUCUCCCAAGGCCAGCGACAACUACUAUGCCUUGCUCGAGCUCUUCUCAAACAGCCUCGUGUACUUAUGAUGGAUGAGGCAACGGCGUCUAUUGAUUACAAUACGGACUCCAAAAUCCAAGAAACAAUCCGGGAGCUGAACAGUACUAUAAUCACAAUUGCGCAUCGUUUGCAGACUAUCGUUGAUUAUGACAAGGUACUUGUACUUGACAAAGGAAAGGUUGUGGAAUAUGGACAUCCUUACGAAUUGCUGAAAAAGGACGGCUCAGACGCUAUCUUCAAAGGGAUGUGCGAGAUGAGUGGGGAUCUAGACACUCUUCAGAAAACAGCAAAGAAAGCAUGGGAAGCGGGAAGGCUGGUUGACGAUGAAUAG
Molecule: messenger RNA, 5076 nt
Organism: Glarea lozoyensis ATCC 20868
Lineage: Eukaryota; Fungi; Ascomycota; Leotiomycetes; Helotiales; Helotiaceae
Product: ABC transporter transmembrane region
Exons: 3
Coding region: 1-5076 (1691 amino acids)
Biological process (GO): transmembrane transport
Cellular component (GO): fungal-type vacuole membrane; fungal-type vacuole
Molecular function (GO): ATP hydrolysis activity; ABC-type peptide transporter activity; ATP binding
Source: RefSeq, a predicted model, not a curated record